Manduca sexta (tobacco hornworm) is the source of this 5041-nucleotide messenger RNA. Its product is annotated as tudor domain-containing protein 3. Gene Ontology annotation, molecular function: RNA binding; protein binding. NCBI's taxonomy places the organism in Eukaryota, Metazoa, Arthropoda, Insecta, Lepidoptera, Sphingidae. The transcript has 7 exons. The record is from RefSeq and is a predicted model, not a curated record. The coding region runs from base 190 to 2409 and encodes 739 amino acids. Gene Ontology annotation, cellular component: nucleus; cytoplasm. Gene Ontology annotation, biological process: mRNA processing.
AAAAUUAGGCACAGGUAACUUGAAAUGUAAAUUAGAAUCGACUCGUCACCUAAUUUCAAAGAUUUUCAUUCGGUAGGUUAUAUUAUCUGUUACAUACCCCGUGUGCUGUCAUGGUGCCGUAUGUCCGUGGGUUUUAUUAUUUUCAACUAUUUUUCGUGAAAUCAUGUUAAUUUGUUCACAAAUAAAAACAUGUCACUAAAAGAAAGUCUUCUAGAGCUAGGCUGGCACUUAAGCCAGGAAGGCGUUGAUACAAUAAGUGAAAAUGGUGAAAUACAGGAUGUAAAUAUUCUUAGCAAAAAGGCCUUAGACCAUGACUUGAGGGACAUAGGCGACGCUGCGUUGCCUGAGGACUUUACGAAGGAUCCGUCUAAACUAGAGAAACCAGUGAUUGUUCAAAUUCAGAAAAUACGUAACGUGUCUGCGCCCAAAGCUAAUGAGGAAUCAACGUCCGCACCUCGCAUGCUAAAGUUAACGUUACACGACGGAAAAUCAACAUGCACAGGCCUAGAAAUUAGCCCUAUAUCAAGCAUUAGUAUAAACACUCCACCGGGAACUAAGUUAAUGUUAAAUAAUGAAGGCCUUGAAGUAUGUCAUGGUAUAGUCUGGCUCACACCCAGUGUGAUAACCGUGUUGGGCGGGAAAGUCACGCAUAUGAUCGAAAAAUGGGAACUCAAUAGAAGUUUAGCCAAGCACACCAGGGGUGGCAUAGGAGCCGAUGGAGGACCACCACCUUGGAUUCCAUUUGGACAGCGGUUAGAAGCAUUGAUGGUUGAUAAACAAUUCAAAAGUCUCCAAGAAGCUUCUAAACAGGAUAAUGCUGAAUUUGAGGCUCAAAGGAAGGGGGCCAUUGCUGAGGCACAAAGAAUGUCUGGAGUGAAAAAGGUGUUUGGUGGUGGCACAAAACCUCUGCUUGAUGCAAAUGUUCAGAAAAUUGUUGAUGCUGGUUUCACUGAAGAGCAAGCUGAGAAUACUCUCAAGUACACCAAGAACAAUGUUGAUAGAGCACUGAAAAUUUUGCAAAAGAGAGAUAAUUCAGAAAACCGUAAAGAUAAUAAACCAAAGGAACAAGAUCCACCAAAACGCAAGGGAAGGAACAAAGAGCCUAAUGAUGAGGAUGGUAUUCCUGUUAAACCCUCUGGAAAAGUUUCCCUAUUUGAUUUCCUAGAGGAUAAACUACCUAAUGUUCCAGACAAAGAUAGGAGUAAUCGUCAAAAUAAUUCCACUUAUGAGGAAAAGAAUGAUAGGAACUAUAAUAACAGAGACAGAAAUAAUCCUAAGAACAAUUCACGAAGUCAUGGUUCCAGAUAUGAUGGGUCCAAUAGACAUAGAUCUGACAACAGGGGUCAUUAUGAUAACACACAUUCCUCACAUAGGGAGGACAGGAAAUAUCAGACACAGAGUGAAAAACCCCCAAGGUUCCAGAAGAAAUUGGAGGAAAAGAAUAAACAGCAACAGCAGCAGCAUCAACAACAUCAACAGCACCAGCAACAACAACACCAGCAGCAACAACACCAGCAACAGCAGCAGCAACAACAGCAACAGCAUCAACAACAACUACAGCACCAACAGCAACAACAGCAACACCAACAAGUGGUCAAUGUUAACUUACAAUACAGCAAUGUUUACAACAGCCAAAUGCAACAGCAAAGUCACUACAAUGACAGGAACAUGAGGUCUGACAGGAAUUUGAGUGACAACAAAGUUCAACAACAACAGCAACAGAGUUACAACCGUAACAUGAACACUAUGGAGAACUUAGUUGAAGCUGCAGCUAACUUAAAUUUACUAUCAAAUCAGAGACCAGAGGAGUCACAGCAAUCUCGCAAUUACCAACACCAUGCUGACCAAUACCCACCGAAGCAUUCUUAUGUGCCAAACCAGAACUUAGGGGAUAUACCGCCAUUCAGGCGGAAUAGCGAUUUGCCAAAGUACCAGGAGGCGUACCAGCGCAGGCAGCAGCAACCAAACGGUUACCUCGAGCAACAAGCACCUCUGUAUGCUAACAUGAACUAUAUGGGCGGGGCGCAGGGCGGGUACGGCGGCCGGCAGUACGGGUAUGGGGCCAGACCCCAGGAGUAUAACAUGCGUGGAGGUGGGCCCUUUUUACCAGGUUCCUUGCUAGGCUUCCAAAACGCGGCCGUCAACGAACAGGCACGAGCCAUGCUCGGUGUAGCCGAGAUCAACUGGAAAGUCGGUGACCGAUGCCUCGCGCUUUACUGGGAAGACAACAAUUACUAUGAAGCAGAGAUAACGGGUAUAUCUGCCAACACCGUGGUAGUCAAAUUUUGUGCGUACGGAAAUCAUGAAGAAAUUCUCAAAUCAAACUGCUUGCCCUAUCCUAACCAAGCGUCGAACGUGAACGGCGGCGGGUACAUGUCGCGCGCGGGCGCGUUCGCGCGGCGGCCGUAGUGCAGCGCCGCGGCGCCGCGCCCCGCCGCCCCGGCCGGCAGCUGACGACGCUGACGCCGCGCGCCCGCCACUGUCUGCGCUGCGACACGGCUGCAGCUGGUGCACGAGUCGCCCACGCGGGUGUCGGUGGCGGCGCUGGUCAGCUGUGACGUCACCAGCGUCGAUGUUGCGCAGUGCCGCGUGGAGUACGUCCGGUUCGAGCACGCGUCGCAGUGGACGCAGUGAGCAGAGCUUAUUUUUUUUAUCACGAACUUUAAAGUGGCGAUUAGUUUAUUUAUAAACUUUGUGUUGUGUAUUUCAUAAUUGCGCACCUUCCAUCCAGUGGUAAGUGAAUGUGGCAGCUGUAUUUUCGUUGUGUGAGUUGUCUGACAGUUCACACAGGUUGUGUGCAUCGUUUUUUUUGUCACCUCUGAUCACUUUUCAAGGGAUGGUGGAUCCUCGCGCUCGGCGCAGUUCCUCCUCUUACAGCAAGAUACAUACAGAAAUUGUUAACAGUUUAUGUUUUUCCCUUCACUUUUAGCUCUCUCUGCAAGUAUAUUAUGGAAGCAAGUACAUUUGUUAAAUGGAUACGUUUUGUUUUACAUUCAUUGGAACUGCGUAGCUCGUGAAACAUAUAGUUUAACCCUCUUAAAUGUCUAAAUACUAGGAAAAAAUAAUAUAAUGUAAUAUGUAACGCCCAUGCAUUAUUGUUAAUUUAUUAUCAGUACGGGGGCUUCGCUUCGCGUAUUUCAUUAAGGCAUCAACAAAGUCCAUGAAUUUAUUUUUAAACAUUUAGCAGAUUGAUCUUUGGCAGGCUACUUUGUUGAUGCCGUGGUGUGGGGAUAUUCGUAUUGCUUAUGUCUCGGGCCCAGCAACUGCUCCACGGAACUAGUAGGAGUAUUUUAAACAAGUGGAUAUUAUUUUGUAUAAUAAGAAUAUCUAAAUUGUUUGGUGGUUCGUUGGUUAUGGUUGUGGGAGCAGCGGGCCGCGAGGUCCCGCACAGUGGGUCGCGCAGGAGCCCCGUACGAAACCAAUGGCGGUAGAGCGUAGCUUGUAUAAGUGUAUUUUGUUGUAUUUAUAGCGCAAAAAGUGUAAUAUAUAAUUAUUUUUCAGAUUUGAGAUAUUUGUAUUUGUUUUUAUUUUAACCAUUUGUAAUAUAUGAUUUUGUAAAAUCACCGGAUGUUUAACUUUCGCUGCGUUUUAGAGUUGAAAUAAAUUGCGUUACAUAAAUGAUUUGCUGACUAUAUUGUGAACUAUCAUUAUGGAAUCAAGUAGUAGUUGCGACUAUAUAACGAUACGUUCGUCACGCGAGUUGUGUACCAAAUUGCUCGCUUGAUAUGAUUCGGACUCGAUAAAAUAAAUGUUCAUUAUAAAUGUAAUGUAGGGUUAAAUGUAAUAAAAUGAUCAACUAAGUGUGCGUGUGCUCGCGCCUUAUUCUAAAAUGUACUUUGGUUUGAGUGACGAUUAUAUUUAAAUACAAUAUAUUUUUUAUGCUUUUUAUUGGGCAAAGAUUAGUAAUAUUUUUAAACUAACAUUUUGACUUCGUAUAUUCAUUCGUAACAAUCGGGUAUACAUAUAUCCGCCAUUUUGUUUUUUUUUUGCAAUAUGUCAGCCAUAAAAACAGUGUUGCAUCUAACCAAAGUACCCAUAAAAUUCUAUGUGUCGUAAACUUUACUAAAUUAUAAAGUAUUAACUAAUCCCUGAGUCUGUCGCUUGUACCAGAUGUUUUCUGUACACCAAAGCUCAAUUAAGAUGUAUCACCUUAGCUGUAAAUAGAAAAAUACUAUCAGGGUUGUCACGCGUCGAUAACUAAGCCAAAACUGAUGGACUGACGGACUGAUGGCUGGAUCCAGUGUCGUAGUUAAGGGGACUGUAUUGACAUAUCAUUUGGUCAUUCAUAUUCUUGCCAUGCGUUACUAAACCAUAUUUUUUUGUUAUAACGUUUAUUUUAGCUUUGUGAAAUUGUUUCAAGUAUUCUAAAUAUUUACGGUUCUAAGUAUUUUAAGUCAAAUAUAAUAUUUUCGCAAACAUUUGUAUCGUAACAUUGGAAAGCGUCCCUUAAUACUGGAACAUUUUACUAUUGUAUUAGCCCCUGGCUACGGCACUGUGUGGUUACAUUACUUGCUUAAUUGAAGAAUGGGAGCCGAAUAUCGUCUUAUUUGUGUAUGAGUUCGAUUCCUAGCUUGAGCAGCGACAGUUUUUGCGAGUUUUGAAUAUUCGAAAAUCAUACCUUCUAUUUAUUAUCAGGCGAUUACAUGGCAAACCGUAGUUGUAUUUCUGCCUACACCUUUUAGAUGUAUGAAUUAUGUUACAUUAAGUGUUCUAAACCAAAAUGACGUCAUUUUUAUCUCCUAUGCCUUGCUUCAGUUUAACCUAAGGUAAAAAAUAAUAUUGUAAUUUCGGAGCCCAUUCUUCCAAGUAAACAAGCACCUGCAUGUUUGACAGAUCAUUAAUUGUCCUAUAUUACAAUAAGUGUAUUUGAUAUCCAUUGUAAUAUUUUUCAUAGUGAUUCAGUGUCGUCAAUGCUGUUGUCGCCGUGGACUCUAGGAAUGUUCAUAUAAAUGUAAAACAUUCGUGACAUUUGUACAUCAACCAGUUUUCUGUUGAGUUGAGGUGGACUUUAUUAACAAAAAGCUAAUAAAACGAAAUUGUA